Messenger RNA from Colletotrichum phormii, 399 nucleotides. RefSeq lists its product as uncharacterized. The transcript is spliced from 3 exons. Bases 1 to 399 code for a protein of 132 amino acids. NCBI's taxonomy places the organism in Eukaryota, Fungi, Ascomycota, Sordariomycetes, Glomerellales, Glomerellaceae. Gene Ontology annotation, molecular function: oxidoreductase activity. The record is from RefSeq and is a predicted model, not a curated record.
AUGGGCUCCCUCGAACAGCCGAAGCGCAACUUUGCUUACAGCAUCUAUGUCUACAAGAAAGCAGACCAAGAUGAGCAGAGCCACCACAACCACAUUGAAAGCGUGAAUACUCCGAUCAUCAAACCAUUGCUAGAGAGAUAUGGGGCUGUAUCCUACACUGUGACCCACAACGAUGCAUCCGCCAAAGCAGACUUUAAGAAGCUGUUCCCUGAUGCACCUAGCGCCAUGCUGUUGGAUUACGAUUCGGUCAUCUCAAUAAUCGUACCUAAUAUCGGGUGCAUAGAGAAGAUGCGUGAUGACCCUGACUUCUUGGGCAAAUUCAUUCCCGAUCAUUUCAACUUCGCUGAUAUGAGCCGGAGUCGUUGUGUUGUGGGUUGGGCAGAGCACUAUGCAUUCUAA